Messenger RNA from Vicia faba (fava bean), 324 nucleotides. The record is from the annotation of a GenBank genome assembly. Lineage: Eukaryota; Viridiplantae; Streptophyta; Magnoliopsida; Fabales; Fabaceae.
AUGUUACUGCUUGAUUGCGCUUGUUAUGAUAAGCAUGGUAUUAUGGUGUUUGUAGAGAGUAAAAGGUUGAGGCAGUCGCAGAUGAAGGUGAUGCUGCAAUUUGAUUGCAGGAAAAAAAUCGGAAGACCUGAAAUCCACACUAACGACGAAGACGAAGGAUCUGGUUGCGUCUUCUCAGAAGGAGAUGAGGAAUUGCAGAAGAUCGAUGAUGAUAGAAGCGAGCUGCAUAGAGAAAGGAAAUUGAAGGUUCUGUUUUUGGUGAUUUGUGUAGCAAGAUGCUGUGGAGAAGAUGGAACUCAGAGACAGAGAGAGGAAAAGAAAUAA